AAAUAAAAAAAAUCCAAAUCAGUUAACGAAAACACGGACGCGAAAUCAACGAGUUAAAAUCCACUUUUCUAUCUCCCUCUCGCGUCCGAUCUCCCUUUCUCCUCUCUACUCAUCCAAAACAAAAACAAAACAAGUCAACUCAUCUUGUCGGAAAAUUGCAUGUCUUAACUGUCCGAGAUGACUAUGACGACGGAGGAGAAACCAGCUUCAGAUGGCCGAGGAGGUUGGGGUUUCUUCAAGAUCCCGUUUCGAAACUCCAGCGGUCGAGGGAACGCCGCAUCGAGUGCCGCCACGUCUCCGUUUCCAUCGUCUUCUUCUUCUUCUACAUCUUCCCAUCUCCAUAACCAUCACCAUCACCACCACCAUCAUCAUCAGCUUGGCUAUAACGGGCCUCAUGGCGAUGGAUCGGGUCAAAAUCAAAACCCGACUCCUUCUCCUUCGGUAUCGUCUGUGGCUAAGUCGUUUCUGCCUAGGAAACGCAGAUUGAAGCUUGAUCCGUCGGAGAAACUCUAUUUUCCUUAUGAGCCUGGGAAGCAAGUGAGGAGUGCUAUUAAGAUUAAAAAUACCAGCAAAUCUCAUGUAGCCUUUAAGUUUCAAACAACAGCACCGAAGAGUUGCUUCAUGCGUCCACCGGGUGCCAUUCUUGCUCCUGGAGAGACUAUUAUCGCCACUGUGUUCAAAUUUGUUGAGCCUCCUGAGAAUAAUGAGAAGCCAAUGGAUCAAAAGAGCAGAGUUAAGUUUAAAAUCAUGAGCCUGAAGGUGAAAGGUCCAAUGGACUAUGUGCCUGAGCUGUUUGAUGAGCAAAAGGAUGAUGUGUCUAAGGAGCAAAUAUUGCGUGUUAUCUUCUUGGAUCCAGAACGUCCCAACCCUGCACUGGAGAAACUGAAGCGUCAGCUAGCUGAAGCAGAUGCAGCAGUGGAGGAAAGGAAGAAGCCACCAGAGGAAACAGGUCCAAAGAUGAUUGGAGAAGGACUCGUGAUCGAUGAAUGGAAGGAACGCCGAGAGAGAUAUCUUGCACAGCAACAAGGCGAAGGAGUUGACUCUGUCUAAGAAUGAACUAAGAAGAUCCUUCUCAGG
This is a messenger RNA of Brassica oleracea var. oleracea, 1077 nucleotides long. Its product is annotated as vesicle-associated protein 4-2. Bases 178 to 1050 code for a protein of 290 amino acids. Gene Ontology annotation, cellular component: endoplasmic reticulum membrane; plasma membrane. The record is from RefSeq and is a predicted model, not a curated record. Gene Ontology annotation, biological process: endoplasmic reticulum membrane organization. The transcript is spliced from 7 exons. NCBI's taxonomy places the organism in Eukaryota, Viridiplantae, Streptophyta, Magnoliopsida, Brassicales, Brassicaceae.